GAAAGAAGAAGAACGACGAAAGGCAAUACUACUAAAAGAUGGCGGCGUCCUCAUCCGUAGGACGCGUUUUGACUCUUUGCAGGCGCUUUCAGAAUGUGUGCUCGUUGUCUUCAUCGAUUGGAACACAGAGGUGCGCGUUCAGUCUGACAAAGUAUCAGGGCAAUCUCAACAGCAGGAGCACGUCUUCCCAGCUCCUCUCAUGUAGCACCAUCUUCAUGCCUCUGGGUCAGCACCAAUCUGUCCACACGACCAUCAGCAGGAGAGGUCUGGAGGAAUUCUUCGACUCUCCUGAGAACUGGGGAGAGAGCACAGUGAAGUCAGGUGCACCAUGGACUGCCAAACAACUGAGAGCGAAAAGCAACGAGGACUUACAUAAACUCUGGUAUGUGCUGCUAAAAGAGAGGAACAUGCUACUCACACUUGAGCAGGAAGCAAAAAGGCAAAGGGUUCCAAUGCCAAGUCCUGAAAGACUGAGGAAGGUGGAAAGAUCCAUGACAAGACUGGACACGGCAGUGUGGGAGAGAGAGACUGCACUGCGGCUGCUGCAGACAGGUCAGGAGAAAGGCCGACCGGGAGCCUGGAGGAGAAACAUGUUUGGACAGGUCUACUGGUAUCGAUUCAAAGAGUACGCAAUUCCGUGGCACUUGAACAAAAGAUACAAGCGCAAGAAGUUCUUCACACCAUCAUUUGUCGAGCCUCAUGUCAGGUUGCGUAUAGAGAAGUACCUCCGGGAAAAGGCCAGAAAAAUGAAUCGACAGAAUCGACGUCUGCUCAAAUUAAAGGAGAAGCUUCCAAAGUCGCUUUCUGCAUGAUGAAACUUUUUAUAGUUGAGUUUCAUACAGCUAAUAUAAAUAAGUGCUUAAAGUGCAUUUUUACUAUUAUUGAAUUUGUGAGAAAAUAUACAAAAAUUCAAAUGCCAUCUUUGUUCUUGUCCGUAUCACAAUUUAAUGUUUGUAUUUGUUUUAAUGUUACAAAACUUUGUGACAAAUAAAAAAUAUCAGCCAGCUCCUACAAACACAAAACAUGGGUAAACAAAAGUUUUAUUUUAAAAGACCAUAUGGAACAAAUGUGAAAAUUAAAUACGGAUUCAUUUGAGUUGACCCAAGACUAAGACCAGGUGAGACCGGAAUAACCUCAACCAAAACUUUGGUUCAAUUGCUAAACGCAGAAACGAGCACAUCACCAAAGCAAACAGUCAUGCACUCCCAAACAAUGGUCCUCCGAGCUUCAUUCUCCAUCACAAAUGGUUUUUUAUGGUGCCUUUGACAGCGCAAAAU
Molecule: messenger RNA, 1277 nt
Organism: Oryzias latipes (Japanese medaka)
Lineage: Eukaryota; Metazoa; Chordata; Actinopteri; Beloniformes; Adrianichthyidae
Gene: mrpl47
Product: mitochondrial ribosomal protein L47
Biological process (GO): mitochondrial translation
Cellular component (GO): mitochondrial large ribosomal subunit; mitochondrial ribosome
Molecular function (GO): structural constituent of ribosome
Source: RefSeq, a predicted model, not a curated record